This is a messenger RNA of Seminavis robusta, 1223 nucleotides long. The record is from the annotation of a GenBank genome assembly. Lineage: Eukaryota; Bacillariophyta; Bacillariophyceae; Naviculales; Naviculaceae.
AUGUUUGCUACAUUUGCCCAUGCCCAGUACAAGCAGAAUGUUGGUGGCCGGGUGAUCUCCAAGGCCGAGUACAUCACCAAGGGCGUUGCCAGUGAAUCCGAGAUUGACUCGCUGCUGAGCCUCACUACAGACUAUCCUCUCACAAAGGAGCUUUUGGAUGAGUACAAGCAGAAUGGAUUUGUCGUACUGAAAGACUUUUUGAACACCACAUUUUCUUCUGCCUUGGAAAAGGUGAUUGGCCACAACUUGGACGAGUUGGCUUUCCCUGACAUGCUCACAGGUUGUUCUCGCAAGUUCCACGGUGAAUACUACCACAUCAGUAUAACGUGGCGCUUCUGGCAGCAACCCCGAAUUGCCAACAUGAUCAGCAAGCUGGCCUUGGGAGGAGACACGCCCUACUCUGUCACCUCUGAGAUUCUGGAAAUACAAAAUGGUCCAUCUUGCAUCCCUCAAUGGCACUGGGACUUCCUCACAUUUCCGCAGACAUACGAAGCCAGCUACACCAGUGGAGCACAAAUCUGGAUGUCAUCCGAAUAUGUGGACGAGACCAUUGGUGGUGGCAUUACCUUUGUCCCUGGAAGCCAUUUGUGGGCACAUGAAGGUGUUGACAUGGGUUCCUCGAAGCACCCUUGCUUCAUCCACAACCUGUUUGAACCCUUGUCCGAGGAAUGCCAGAACCUUUUGGAGACAACCAAGGUGGCCCCCACACUAGCUCCCACUGAUAUUGUGGUCUUUAGCCGCUUCACUCUCCACCGAAGCCUUGCCCGGGACCCUGAGCGCCCGUUCGAAUCGGGACGUCGUUUGGGAUAUACACUGCGCCUUGGUUCUGGAAGCUCCAUCUUUAAGCGUGACACCAUGUGCUGCUUUCCCUCUCACCCCACCUCCAACUUUGAUGGACAAAUUGAGGAAGGAGAGCGUUACGAUUCGGCUGCAGAGAAUGACAAUGCUGUCUACAGACCCAUGCAAGGACCUGUUGACAGCGAGGAAUCCAUUCUCAAGAGUGGCCACGGAAUGUCUCUGUCUCGCUUCUUGACCUACUCGAUAGAGUCUACAUUCCGCCAAAAGGUUCAUUACAAGCUCUUCUCGGCUGUGGAACAAUAUGUGAAUGGAUUGGCUGGUUCCCAGGUCUUGGAUGUUUCCUACAAAGCAUUGCCCACUGCCGACUCUUAGAAGUUUUGACUGUCUGUCUUGCCAACCACCACUUUUUAGAGUUUUGGAAUUAC